AAUCGCAGAAGUGGCGGAAGUACGUCAGUUCGCCAGACUCCGAGCGUUUACAGUUCACGGUGCGAUCUGUGAUGAGCAAGAAAAGAGGCGAGAGGAGAUCUGAAUCAACCCACUGUCUCUUUAAAGCCACUUAGCAAAGCUUUGCCCGUUCUGAAAAAAAAAACAGACGCCGACGUCUUUCCCAUACGCCGCAGCGCGCGCGCACGCACGAGCAGCGUUCAGGAAUGGAUACGUUCAACUCACUCUGUGCUGGAUAAGAAACUCUUUUCAAUUCGGUGGAUCUUGCGUUGUGGAAUCGCUUCGGAAAUAGCAGCUCCAGGUUGACGAGAACUGUGUUGUCCGCGUUGUGUCGGAAUGGUUUAAUGGUGUCUCUUCGUAGUGGCUUUACGCGGAUCUGCUGAUGAAACUUGGCAACUGCGUGCAUUACCGAAUUGUUUGUCAAACACGCGGAUAUUUUCAGGAUCCUUAUUUUGGUUUGUGUCACGUUGGCUCGCGCAUCGGGUGGACAAAGCAGGGCCAGCGACAUGAAUCCAGCGCGCCGUCUGCGGCAUGCAGACAUUGAUGUUGUUUUAUACGCUUGCAACAAAGUUGCAGUGUGAGUGCAAUUCACACCACUGUCAUUAAACAGCCAUUUUGCACCUGUUUAAACGAAGCGGAUCGCGAAACGCUGCGUUUCGACACGGGCUUGGAUUAUAGUCGCCUCGACCUGCAUGGAUCAGUUAAACAUUUGUUUAUCAUAUUACGGAGCUUCGCAUCCAAGGUCACGCUGUAAAUUGUUUACGUAUUGCUCAUAGGCGCCAAUAUCUAUGGGUGUGUUUUAUUGAUUGUUGGAAAUCGAUUCGGUUUACGUAAUCGAGUGUGCUUUUUCCUUCGAGGAGCGUUUUAAAAUGGAAGGGAAAGUAAAGCAGAGUCGCAGAUCCCGGUCGCAGCGGGAGAGGGGACGGAAACGGGAGGCGGACGCCGGGGAAGCCCGCAAUCGGAGCCCCUCGUCUGGUUCCGAACAAGAGAGAAGUCCCGGUAAAAACGCAGCUCCGCGUUCGGCAUCCUCGAGCAGAGCCCAGCGACCCCCCAGACGGAAGAGACGCGAAUCUAGUUCCCAAGAGGAGGAUAUUAUUGAUGGAUUUGCUAUUGCCAGUUUCGUCAGUUUGGACCGUCUCGAGAACAAACAUGUUUCACUAAAACUGGAGAAGAAACGAUGGGAUGACAUUGUGCUUAAACGGCAGAAAGAAAUGGAGGACAGCGUGACCCCUGACAUAGACGAGAACUGCUUCGGCGAUCUGGCCACCAGCGUCUGUCGAGACCAGGAGCGAGUGAAAGAUCGUCUGCUGAAGAACACGUACUCCAAGAAGAACAAACGGUGUGUGAGUCUUCUGAGCCAUGCUGUAAGGAAAAUGGAGGCGCCAGAGGUGAACGCGGCACAUAGGAGCAACUCCAAAGAUCGGCUCAGCGAGAGCUCCACUCACUCUUUGUCAGGACGAGGGUACUCGUGUGACAGCGAGAGUGACAUUGAUGACAAGGCAUCUGAUGUAGGAUCAGAGAAGCUGUUCUCACCUACUCCACCAAAAGUUACGACAACGAAUGAGAAUCUCGUACCCAAAACUUGCAGCUCGACCAAAGUGUCCGGUCUUCAAAGAAGCCAGGAACAGAGUAACAACAUUUCGUUUGUCCCACCGAUCUCAAGUCCAACUCCAGCGUCGCCCCCUACGGGGUCUCCUGCCCCUGCUGCGGCGGCAGCCCCUCCACCUAGACCACACCCUAUCUCCCCGAGCCCUCUGAGCAUCAAGAAGGAAUCUUUACCUCCUAUCCCUACCCCUCCUCUCCUGAGGAACCAGUCACAUCCACAGGAGCACAGAGUCCCACCUCCUUUGCACCAUAGUCGGCCAAUCAUCAGUCAUCAUCAUCAUCCUUCGCCGUACAGCAGUCUUCACGACAUCAGCAACAUCCCUUCUACUUUUCCUCCCAAACACCACCUGCCUCCUUCUCCUCAUCAUCUCAACAGUCUCGCGUCUCCAGCUCCUCCUCUGCCUCUCUCCAUAGCCGGUCUGUCCUCCUCGCACUACUCCCUUCACUCACCCUCCCACCUCUCCAGCCAUCCGGCCAUGUUUGCUAACCCCGCAACACUUCCUCCACCCACCCAUCCGACCAACAGCCUGGUGGUGCCAGGACACCCUGCCGGACCGCCCUAUCCAGAUUUCUCAAGAGCGAGGCGAGAUGGGGCGCGCAUCAGAGAGCAUGAUCUUCUGCGGCAGGAGCUGAACAACCGAUUCCUGGUUCAGAGCUCGGAGCGAGGUCGGGGGUCAGCGCCAAGGGCAACAGGGUCGCCAUUGGCCCCUGUGUCGCUCCUCCGGGCCGAGUUUCACCAACAUCAGCAUAUGCACCAGCACCAACACACGCAUCAGCACACCUUCACGCCUUUCCCUGCCAGUCUGCCCCCAGCAGCCAUCAUUGGGCCGCCCACUGCACCUCCCUUGGUGCGUACCCCAACCAGAAAUUUCGACAAAUACGCUCCCAAGCUGGACAAUCCCUUCUUGAGACAUUCAAGCUUCUAUCCCUCCUACCCGCCAGCGAUGCCAGGCAUGCCUCCGUUGCUUCCACAUUCAGGACCCUUCAGUUCGCUGCAAGGCGCCUUCCAGCCAAAGGCUUCAAACUCUAUAGAUGUUGCAGCACGACCAGGAGCUGUCCCCCACACACUUCUACAAAAGGACCCAAGGAUAACAGAUCCUUUUAGGUCUUCAGUAAGAAAGCCUGGUAAAUGGUGUGCCGUGCAUGUUCAAAUCGCCUGGCAGAUCUACCAUCAUCAGCAAAAGAUGAAACAGAUGCACUUGGACCCCCACAAAUUGGACAUGCAUGGAAAACUAGAUCUGUUUAGCCGUCCACCGGCACCCGGUGUAUUCCCUGGGUUCCCCUACCCUCAUGAUCUGGCCAGACCCCUCUUCUCAUCAACAGGAUCAGGACAUCCAGCGGCAUCACCAUAUGGACCAUCACCUCACCACACUGGCUUCCUGCCUCCCAGCCACUUGGCAGGUAAGUAUCCUUUCAGUCGCUCCAGUACCUUUGGCGGCCUCAGCAACCUUUCAACCAGUGCCUUCGGUGGAUUAGGCAACCCAACCCUCGGGGCUAACAGUAUGUUUGGACCGAAAGAGGUUCCAGGGCUGCCUGGACUCAGUAGUCCCCAUCACGAUACCUGGAAUCGGUUACACAGGACACCACCUUCAUUCCCCACCCCUCCACAGUGGCCCAAAUCGGCCGAUGCUGAAAGAAGCAGCUCUGCCAACAGUCACGACAGAGAUAGAGACCGGGAACGGGAGAGAGAGAAAGAACGAGAGAGAGAAAAAAGGGACUCUUUCUCUGUUGGGAAAGAUGAGAAAGAUAAGGACAGAGAUUCUUUGGAUCGUAAUCGUCAUUCAAACCGCUCCUCUCCAGCUUCUGCUCCGGUUAGCUAUCAGAUCAGCAGCCUGAUUCGCUCAAACUCCACAGACUCGGGCAGACACCGCAGCGGUAGUGUCGACCGGAACCGGGAGCCCGAGAAAGAGCUGUUGGACCGUCAACGCGAGGCAGCCAUGUUGGGAGAUGUGAAGGUAAAAGAAAGUCGUUCUCCAAGCAAGGAGAUCACAGACAGACGAUCUUCAGAUGACGCGUGCAAACCCAUUCUGCGUUCACCGUCUCCAUACUCUAAAAGCAGCAUUGAUGCAGGAAUCAAGAUGGCUGGUCCUUCACCGUUACCAAUUAAAGAUGUCGAAAAGGAUAGAAAAGAAACCAGCUCAGUUGAUCCGCUAAACAAGAUCAAGAACGAUAUGAAGAUCAAAGAGGAGCGUAAGGAGGACCCAGAAGUAAUGGUGGUUGGAUCUGAAGCAGCCCCCAAACCUCAACCCACUGCACCAACUUAUCAAACCACACCCAUAGCUCAUCACCACUCUUCACAGCCUCAUCAGCCUCCUCCACCCUCUCCUCGCUGUAGCGACCCUCCGACUCCUGCUUCACUUCAUGGAGUUCCCAUGCAACACUCGCUGCCUCUUUCUAUGAGUGCCAUGCACCAGAUGGGAAGUCUAAAUGUUCUGGAACGGACCCGUAUGGCACCCUUUAUGGGAGUCAGCCCUCUUGCAGCUGGACGUGAUCGUCUCCCCCACCCAGCGUUCACCUGGGAUCCUCUACGGGAGGCGUAUCGGAACCUCGACUUGCAGCGCCGCAUGGAUUUCCAGCUUCGCGCAGAGCCUGGACAUCGCUUUCCUGGCGUCUAUGAUCCAGAACGGCCCUAUCGGGAUCGAGAAGCGCAUGACUACAUGCACCACGAGCACCUGCUGGAAAUUCGGCGGGAACAGGAGAGAUUAAGGCAACAGGCGGAGGAUAGGGAACGGUUGCAUUUGCGUGAGGAACUGGAUCGGGCAAGGUUGCACCAAUUGCACCAAUCGCCCAUUGAAGGACAUUUACCCCAUAUGCCACCGUUUAUGUCGCACCUCGGUGGAAUGCCAUACCCAAGGCUUAGCCCUUCAACAGGACAUAAUGGACUUCUUAACCGGACACCUCCAACUGCAGCACUAAGUGCCCCUCCACCUUUGGUACCUUCUGUCGCUGCAAGACCGAUGUCGCCAAGACGGACUACGCCGAUCACCACCCAGGACCCCAGGGAGUACUCGCCAUCACGCAACCCCAAAGAAGUGGAGGCCCGGUAACGCUCUAAGGAAAACGCCUCCUUUAAGUUUGACCCAGGCAACAUGCACUUAUUUUCACACAAAAAUAAGACAAAAUAACACAAAAUAACAAAUGUGUAAUUUGUACAAAGAUUUGUACCUUGGAACAAGCACAUCACCAUGGUUUUCUGGCGGGAUAAGUUGGUAGCUCUGAACAAAUUACACAAACGUUAACUACCAACCAGAAAUUUGAUAUUAAUAUAUUAAUCCAAUGCCUUUUCAGUUUUUCAUGUGAAGAGAUUCUGAAAUUAGUUUGUACAUUUCCUACCCUUUUUCAUGUACAGACAUUUUUUAUGUAUUUGCAUAAGUUUCUUUCGUUCCCUGCCCUGUAUAUUUAUCCUGGUGAGCUGCUGGACAUGGAUGUCUACAUAUCAGAAUUGGUAUGAUCUCACAUUUUGACAGUCGAUUUGCUCUAUGGUACUUGGAGAUACUCAGUGCUGACCGUGUACAAAGUUACAUUUUGGAAGUUCAUGUUUGCUUGAUUUUCUUUUUUGAGAUAUGCAGACAAAUAUGUAUUAAAAUAUUCUUGUUUGAUUGAUGUAAAGUUUAAAGAUAUUGUAAAUAUCUUGUUGAUAUUACUUGGAACAAAAUGACAUUGUACAUUUGUUAGGCUUUUUAAAUGUUUCUAAAAAAACACAAUGAAAUAAAACAGAACCACUUCCAGGUUGAAACCAUGGCGACGCAGCUGUCCAAUCAGAGGGGGUCAGGUCAUGGUGAUGCAAUCUAUGCAAAGAGGAUAAAGAGAGAGUUCUGAUUGGACGGUUAUCGGGAUGGAAAGUCAAUGAGUUCUACAGAGAGAAUUCCGGAUCAUUGAUUUUUCCAUGAAGAGCCAAUGAAACGAUAAACUUCCAGGUCAUAAGGGACUGCUUUAGCAGAGUAACUGUUCUCCAGCCACAGAAACUGGACAUCUGACAAACAUUGAAAUGUUUGAGGUGGCAAUAGACUCUUUCUGUCGACCUUGUGGUGUUGUGCAGUUGUUUUUCUUAGACUCUUGUAUACAAAACAAGUAGAGCUUUAGGCGUGAAAAAAAUGAAAAUGAACAUUUCAUGGUUUAAAAAUGUAUGGAAUAAAGGUUGGACCUUAUAUCUGCACAA
Triplophysa dalaica is the source of this 5782-nucleotide messenger RNA. RefSeq names its product fibrosin-like 1 (gene fbrsl1). Bases 888 to 4670 code for a protein of 1260 amino acids. The record is from RefSeq and is a predicted model, not a curated record. The transcript is spliced from 20 exons. NCBI's taxonomy places the organism in Eukaryota, Metazoa, Chordata, Actinopteri, Cypriniformes, Nemacheilidae.